UUCCCCACCAUCCAGUCAAAGCUGAAGAAGCUUCUUGGAUGAGAAGUGAAAUGUCUUCAAAGAAAAACAAGAAAGGUUUGAUUCAUUGCUUUCUGACACAUUGCAUAUAUUGAAUAUAUGUAUCAUUUAUUUCUGUACACUAUAUAAAGACUUGAAUGCCCUCUUUAUAAAUAGUUUUUGCUUUUCCCGAAGCAUUUGGGGUUUGUAUUGUUGGGGCAGGAGGGCAAAAGCCACCUGUCAACAAUGAUUCACUUUUCACCUGGUUUCUUCUCCGCUCUCAACUUGACAACAAUCGGAAGGGGGGGGGGGUUGAAUCGCAUGCGGUGGGAGUUGUUGAAAAAUUCCUUGAGAUCAAAAUGGUGGUGCAGGAGACACCCAGGAAUGCCAAUAAAAUUGCUUCUGCUCCUUCCCAUUUGCAACCCGCCACCACACUCACUUCUUAGCUAAACUAUGGAGUUGUUAUAACAAUUGUCCAUCUGCAAUUAGAAAUUUUCUGCUUCUUUGGGGAGCCAUAGAAAAUUUCUUGAAGUCAGACCUGUGGCUGAUUUAACCCAGUUUUGCUGGCGAUGGAUUGGAUUUCUGGCAAUCAAGAUCCAAGUUGGCGGGAAAGGCACCAGAAGCCUGGCAGAAGCUGCUCAAUCAACAGAUGGAAGGCAAGGAAAAGGAGGCCUCCUUGCCUGGCAACCUCUGUGUCCAGCCUCUCAGUCUGGCUGCUCAUGGCAAAUGGGGAACAUUCUCUCUGCCAGUGAUGAAGAAGAGCAGAAUUCUGGUGCCAUGGCAACUGUGUUCUUAACAGGGCUAUCAACAUAGCACUAAAUCAGCACAGAGCCCUAGCAGAAGAUCAGUUCUGCAACCCUGGACAUUGCAGAAUGAAAGAGACAUCACAUUUCUGUCUCAAACAAAGAACGGGAGAAACUCAGCAAUCACAAGACGGAGUGAGAAAUUCAUUGGGCCAGCAUAUUGGAGUCCUGCUUCUCUCUGUGUUCACCCUGCCUUCUUCUGGAGCUGCUGCAGGUUGCGGCAGACAAGCCAGCUUAGUUCCCACAAACACGACCCAAGAGGUUGCUGCUGUUGGUGAAUUCCCUUGGAUGGUCUCACUGCAGGAUCAGGGCGGCCACGUUGCGCUGGGCUCCAUCCUAAGUCAAGACUGGAUCCUAAGCACAGCCUCCAGCUUCCACAGCAGAACCCAGCUCUCUGUUCUGGCUGGAGCUUCAGAUCCAAAAGGGCCUGGGGAAUCUCUUUUGCCCAUCCAGACCAUUGUCCUCCAUGAGGCCUUUGACGAGAUAACCCUGGUGCACAACAUCGCUCUGCUGAAGACAAGCACUCCGCUCCGUUUCAGCGUGACCGUGCAGCCCAUCUGCUUCCCCACCUCAGACUUCCCAAGGGCAGCACUGAAGAAAUGCUUUGUGGCCGGCUGGCUGGACCCUCCAGGAGGGGUUGGUCCUCUGCAGAAACUCCCAGUGGAAGAUGUGGACCCCUGUCCCUUGCACAGAACCAUCAGCACGGAGUGUUGCAGCCACCGGGAAGGGGACCAGAUGCCUGGAUGCCUGGGGUCAGCUGGCAACCCGGUCCUGUGUGAGGCAGAAGGCAGGCAGGUGCUGAAGGGCCUGCUGAGCAAAGGGGGCACCAGAUGCUACGGGCCCUUCGUCUACAGCCGACUCAUCUACUACAGUGACUGGAUCGUGGCCACCACGGCCAGAUGGAGGGCUCCAGCUUCCCCCUUUCCUGGCCAAAGGUAUCAGGCCUUUGGGGGCCCAGCAGAGGAACGGGAGGGGCUGCUGUUCGAACCCUUUUUGGAUCUGAGAGCCCUGAAUGUCUCCGAUGCCUCGGAAGACCCCCUCAGCCUGGAGCUUUCAGAGGAGCUGGAGGAGAGUGGCCUGGGCCCCCCCAAAGAGCCAAUCGAGGCACGAGUGAAGCUUCCACUCUACUACGACUACUAUGGGGGGGAGCUGCUCGCCAUGUCUUCAGCAAAGCCCGGUCAUCCGUGGCGGCUGCAGGGCCUCCUCUGCAUGGGCCUCCUGCUGCACCUCCUGGCUUCCUGAACCACUGGGCAACCAGACUGUUCCUGGGCCCCGAGAUCAGAUUUCUCUUGGGAGAUCCUUCUGCACAACUAAAGUUUAUCCAUAGAGUCUCCUUGCUCUAUGAGAAGUUGGGACAUCCUGAGAGGGAAGAACACAAAGCAUCAAAACCUGGGAAGCUUUAUGAGGGCCUGCAGGACAGAAAGUCCUGCGAUUUCUCUGCUUGAUGGUGUUGCCCUAGCUCUGACUGCGGAUCUGCCUUUCCACUUUUUCUCAGGCUCUGGCAGAGACUUUGAGGGCCUGUCUUUCUUUGGAAAAUGCAUCCCAUUAAGGCUUCAGCCCCCCCCCCCCCCAGUUCCCAAGAUGCUAAAUUUGAGCCCAGUACGCAGGGAGUCUGAAUAUAUUACCACUCCUUUUAUUCAUUACCAUAUUGCUGAGUGAUCUGAAUAUACUUCAUAGCUCUGUAGUCAACUAGUUCUAUCAUGAUCCAUUAAUAUCUUAAAAACAGAUCAAUUUACUAA
Crotalus tigris (Tiger rattlesnake) is the source of this 2539-nucleotide messenger RNA. RefSeq names its product serine protease 54 (gene PRSS54). The record is from RefSeq and is a predicted model, not a curated record. Lineage: Eukaryota; Metazoa; Chordata; Lepidosauria; Squamata; Viperidae. Gene Ontology annotation, biological process: proteolysis. Bases 870 to 2042 code for a protein of 390 amino acids. The transcript has 6 exons. Gene Ontology annotation, molecular function: serine-type endopeptidase activity.